AGCCCUUAGUUAACUUCCCCAAGAUCACACAAAUACACAGUGCCCACCCAAUAGGAGGCAGUCAAUACGGGUUUAAUUGAACUCCAGAAGGUCCAAGAAUCACCGUUGGAGCAAGAGUGUCCGACAAGCCCAUGAGCCUCAAAGAUGCCGAUGACUUAAACAAUGGCGAGCCUUAUUAGCCCUCAUUUAGCAUUGGAGCCAGGAGUCAACAUAUAUAUGGGGCCUACGGUGAUUCUUCCUAGAGUUCUGUUCGGAAACCCUUCUGACCCGGCAGGAGCCCCUCUCACUGAGCUCGGCCUACUAUUUCUAGCUGCACUCCCUCCGCCCCCAACAGCCGCGGAGCCUGAUGUACCCCUGAAGGAAGGAAGCCUGGGCGAGAGGGCGGGCAGGGAAACGGGAGAGGAAGCUGUGCGCACACCCUCUCGGGCAACAUCACUAUCUUCCUGCCACCUCACCUCACCUCACCUCGCCUGCCCUUGCCCAACGACCCGGGGCUCCCUAGGCUGAGGGCGCCCGUGCUGGCUGGGGCACCUCGCGAGGGGCUCUGAGAGAACCCGGCCCCGGCCCUGAGUGGGCAGCCCCAGAGCAGCGUCGCAACAACCGCGGCCAAGCCGGGCAUCGGGGCGGCACUGCCUUCCCCCAGGACCCGCGGGGAGGGACAGAUCCCUGCGUGCCCAGAUAAAAGUGUUCCUCUGUAUAUUAAAAGCACAUUUGACCAAUGAGUGUGGCGAUUGAAUUGCCCCCAAAACUGGAGGAGGAGGAUACCUUUGGAGGGGAAGAUGACAUGACGGAUGGAGAUCUAGGAAAUGGACUUGGCCGAAAACCUGGUGGUAUUUAUGAAACGGAAGAUGCAAAUGCAUCUAAUUCCAGAAAAGGAUCCUUUCCUUCAUCUCCAGGAAAGGGGGAAAAAAGCAACAGCACCAUUUUCCGUUAUUUCAAACAUCGUAAUUCACAUGGUACAAUUUCCAAAAAGCAUGGAUUUGCAAGUUGUAAACGACAUAAUAGUGCUGAUUUUACUGAUUCAGAAUUAUCAAAUGAAGAAUUAAGGCAACGGCUUCAUGAUGUUUUGCAGGAAGUAGAGGUUCUACGAAUUGAGCUUGAAGCAUCACAAAGACAACUUCAGGGGAAAAAUGAAGCACUGAAAAUACUCCAAAGCAUGGCGAUAUUUGGUAAAGCUACUAGCCAUACCAAAGAAAUACUUCAAAAAUCAGAAGAACAGAAGAAAUCUUUGGAAAAGGAAAUAAAUGCUCUGCAGUGGGAAAUUGAAUUUGAUCAUGAUAGAUUUAAAACUGUAGAGGAAUCUUGGGCCCAAAAAUAUGACAGAAUAUACUGUGAAAAUUCAAUCCUCAAGGAAACUUUGAAAUUAAGAACAGAAGAAGUUAAAAGGCUUAAGUCUGAAAAUGCAACUUUGAAUCAGCAGUGUCUGGAGUCUGUUGCAAUGCUUGAUAUGAACCAGCAGAAGCUUGUUCAAGAAAGCAUGUGUCUUAAAGGUGGCUCUACUGAGGUUACAGGCCUUGAACUGGCAGUACUCGGUGCUUGCAUCUGUAACCAUCCGGGAGGACAGCCUUGUUCCUGUGCCAAGACGGCUGCAACUGCUAGAAAACAGCUUCUUCAGCUGAAGCAAGAGUUAGAAAUGUUAAGGAAGAGUAAAGAAGAAGCUUAUAUAAUGGCCGAUGCAUUCAGGAUUGCAUUUGAGCAACAAUUAAUGAGAAGAAAUGAGCAGACCCUGAGACUGACACAAAUAAAUAGAAUUUGUAAAAAACCAACCAAAUGGCUAAAUUGGAAACACCUUAAGGAUGAUGGAUUUGUGUCACAAAAGAAGAAUUUUGGACAGAAGCUAAUGAGUAUACUUGAAGCCAAUUCUAAGAAAAUGGAAGAGCUGGACAAUCCUCAGGAAAUCUUUAGGAUCCUGAUAGAUUUGUUGAAUGAUAAAGAAGAAGCUUUAGCUCAUCAGAGAAAAGUUAGUUACAUGCUUGCUCGGGAACUCGAAGAAAAAGAUGCUGUAAAGAAGAAUAAAGAGUAUGAACCUGUUAAAGAGGAUUCUCCAUCUGAAAACCACUUACCCCAAACUUCAGAACCCCCUAGUUUGUUGGAUCCUGUAUGUACAAAUUUCCAUAUUCUUAACUCUAGGAACUGUAUUUGUUCAGUCCCUAAUCACAAAAUAGAUGAGACUUCCACAGGAACACUUCAAAAGUCACAUUCCUUGCCAUCACGGAUCAGGUUUUUUGAAGAAAAGUCAAGUUGAAGAAACAGAUGAAAUUAGAAUUGAAAGUGGUUUGUAACACCGUUUUGAAAAAUAAGAUUUUGUGCCUCUUAAUGCGUCAUGAGAAUUUUUGCGCCUAUGUUGCAGUUCUUGAGUCUUCCUAAUUUUAAAACAAUGAUUUGACCAAACUUUGUGGGAAUAAUGCAUUUUUCUAUAAUUUAACAUUGUGAUAAAAUAUGUUUUGAAAUAUUUUUAUUAUAGUAUUUCAUUGUUUAUUUGUUAACAUAUUAAAACCAUGCACAUAAAAUGAUUUGGGAAGAAAAUAGAAACAUAAUUAUUCAAUUAGAUUAUAUAACAGGACCCUAGGUUGGCUAACAGAGUCAUGGAACAAUUUUUAAAAUGUUGCUCAAAGAAAUUGUGGCAUCCAACCAAUCUUUCCAAUGGAGCACAUUAACUAUUAGCUGAUGAAGCAGUUUUUAAUCUUGGCUUUUUUCAGUGAACUGUUUGAUGUAAAAAGUUAAGAACUAAAAGUUCCAUUUUGUUCAUUUCUGUCAAAAAUUUCAGAUGACAAAAGUUUGCCUUUGUUUGUUUCUUUGGACGGAGUAUGGAAGGAAUCUAUUGAUUUUUGCUUCAUAGGAUUACAGGUUUAGCUCUGGAGAGAUCCUCAGAAGUCUAGUCUAACCUCCUGCUUCCAAACAUGAGGAAACAAGUCCAGAGAAGAAGCUUGCUCAGAGCCUCACAGUAAGGACCAGAACUCAAAUCUGAACUCAGAUCUUCAGACUCAAAUCCACCACUCUUUCCAUGGUAUCACACUGCCUCUUAAUGAUCUGAUUUGGACAUUUUAUAUAAUUCAGUGGUUCAAACAAAUUGGUCCUCGUAAAUCAUUGUAGCUUCGAGAGUGUAUUAUAUUGUCAUUAAAAGAAGUGGAAGUCAGUUUUUCACUUAAUUCUAAUCCUUGGUGAAAAGGCAAGUUAAAAAGUGCUUAGAUAGAAGAGAUUGCACUGUGGCCUUGAAGUUAAAGGAUUUAUGCAAUAAGACAUUUGUGAAAGAUUCUGAAAUGUAAUAAUAACUGAACUAACAUUAGUAGAGAUAAAAGCUUUUCUCCCCUAUGGUGAAGUUCUUCAGGCUUCAGAAACUUUCCCUGUUGGAUUUAAGUUUUGCGGGUUAUAACUUUUAAAAUUAAUUAAAUAUGACUAAUUUUAGGUACAAACAGUCUUCAGGAGAUAGUAGAAAACAGAGGGCUUCAUAUGCUAUGAUCCACAGGGUAAUGAAGAGUCAGACAUGGCGGAAUGACUGAACAACGACAACAAAAGAGAAUCUGGAAAAUUUUGUUAAUACUUGUAUAAUUUGUAUAAUUUACUAUUGAAGGAAGGACAUUUAGUAUGAAAUUGAGGAAGUCAAGAAACUGAGCUCAGUUUAGAGAUUUGCCCUUGAACAUAAAACAAGUAUUUGGCAUUUUAAUAUCUGAUUCCUAGUCUUAAUAGUAUAGCCAGGCUGCAUUAGAGGGUCUUGUGACAUCCCUUACCUCACCAGCAUCAUGAGGACUUUAGGCAAUGUUUGUAAAAUUUUUUGAGUUCUUCAGAACAAGACAUAAUUAAAUUUUUAGUAAAAGAAUAAUACUUGACUUAGGAUCAAUAAAUAUAAGGCACCAUUUCUAUUUGCUGCAUCACAUAGUUUCAAACCAAUUUGCUCAAUAAAAAUACCAACAAACAUUGAAAGUGUUCUAUCUAAAAACAAAACAACCUUGCUUCUGUGCUAUCUCCUAGUAAUUUGACAUUUGUUGGAAGUUUUUCACCAUUUUUAGGUAUAUUUCAUUCACUUUUGCAUUUUUUAUUGACUGUUUAAAAAUAUGAAAUAUGGCUGAUAUCCUAUAUCACGCUUAUAUAUCCACUUGCCUUUGUUCAUUUAUGGUUUCAGUUAAUAUUUUAUCUGUUCUAAAAACUUUUUUAGGCUCAUACCAAUGGAUAGAGGUACUCUUUUAGCUUUUCUUUCUGUUUCUGAAAGUCUAAAUUAUCACUGAGAGUUGUUUGUACCCAUUUUGAAUAUAGUGUGACCCAUUUGUACCAUAUAUUGGUACAGGCCAGUGCUAAUAAAUAUGCAUUGUAGAUGCAGCUUUUUACUGAUAAAAUGUUGCUUGUUCUAGAGCUUGUUUACUGUGAGAAUUAGCUGAAUUUGGGAGAUGACAACCUGCAUCAUUUGGAAGUUCAAUCUAAUAUCUUUCCUUUUGUCUUUAUUUAAAGUCCAUCUUUACUACUCUCUUCACAUCAUCCAUGUUGCCCUGUGAAUGCCCUUCUUUAUGAAUUUAGAAUCACAUUUGUUUUUUCUCUCAACAUCAUCCUCAAAGAUUUCAACAUCUACAUUGGUGACUUAAAAGUUCCUAACCUUUUCUGACUACAAAACUGGCUCACUUACACUCUAUACCAGCCAUACAUUAGCAUGGCCACAUUUUAGUUUCAUCUCCCAAAGAUAUGGCUUUAUCUCUGACUUCUUUAACUCUGCCUUUGUCUCUCUCACUCUAACUUCCUUAUGGAGCUCUGCUUCCUACCCUGUCUAUCAAACUUUUUCCUCAUUGUUACAGAAAAAUUUUAAAAAUAUUUAUUUUUCCUCAAUUACAUGUAAAAACAAUUUUUAACAUUCCUUGUUAAGUUUUGAGUUUCAA
This is a messenger RNA of Dromiciops gliroides (monito del monte), 4862 nucleotides long. RefSeq names its product coiled-coil domain containing 125 (gene CCDC125). Gene Ontology annotation, cellular component: cytoplasm. Lineage: Eukaryota; Metazoa; Chordata; Mammalia; Microbiotheria; Microbiotheriidae. The transcript has 13 exons. Bases 719 to 2245 code for a protein of 508 amino acids. Gene Ontology annotation, biological process: negative regulation of cell motility; negative regulation of Rho protein signal transduction. The record is from RefSeq and is a predicted model, not a curated record.